ACUUUAUUUGCCUCCCGCGGAUAAAUCCCCAGAAAUCCAAUUUAUUUGCGAGAUGUUUGGCUCGUAUGAAGUUCUAAGAGCCUUCAACUGAGAGGUUCGGUCAUUUUAGACUACAACUAUCACGGGCGGUUUAGGAAACCAUUUACACCUCUCCACAGCCAGCUGAGUAGCAUGUAUCUAUCACAUGAUAUACGCCAUCUUAUAGCUGUCUUUACCUAGCUGAAUUACAGCCUUUCAGUAUUGUGGUAAUGGUAAUUGUAUUUGACACAGUGGUAAAGCUGGAUCUAAUAGCCCAACUGAUAAUACAUCUGCGAAAUUUCUAUAUCGGAUAAGUACAUCUCUGUAAAACUCCCAUGCCAUGAGUUCAAGAGUAGGGCAAGCAGUUGCCAGACUUAAAUCGACUUUUUCGUGUGCUUCAGGCCGGACGAGUCGACCAAAGACUUCGCAAUCCAGUCCUGAUAUCUCGUUAACAUGUAAGCAACUUGGUUUGGAGGACAACAGCGUAAGGGACAUCAUCUCUCAAUUGGGAUCUGAGAGGAGUGAUGGACUAGUUUCUCUGGAAAAUCUACGGCAGCACGUUGCAAAAGGACAUGAAAAGUCAAAAGUGACAGCAAAUAACACCAUCGACGAAAUGAGUGCAAAGAAAUUGAACGACAAGACAAGCGGAAAAGAAAGCUGGGAAAUAGAUAGCGGUGCUCAUGAUUUGAACGGCGAUCCCACUCUACAGCAAAUCAUGUCUGUGGCGAAUUCAAAGGGACAGUCUCGUUCAAGUAACUUCUUGGAACUAGCAAAUACGCUUCAUUUGGCAGCAUUGGCUUCUCUGAAAACAGAAAUUGUUGAGCUAACAGGGAAAGUUCAACAGUUGACUGAGGAACGAGAUCAACUGCAAGCUUCCCUUGCACAUGCCACCCAGGAACGUAAAGAUUUGAUUCAUGAUUAUGAGGACAGACUUACUUCUCAAGCCCACCAGAGUGAACAGCACAUCACAGAACUACAGAGUGUGAUCGCAGAACUCAACAAGAAAUUGUCUCAGUCUGCUGUGGAUAAGUUUGAUGAAUCUGAAGAGCAUGAAAUAGAGUCACAGACAUCUGAACGAGGUUCUCAGAGUGAUUCUGACAGUCUGGCUUCAGAGGAGGGUGUAAAUGAUGACAACACAGAUGAUGAACUGUCUAAAGUAGUUGGUGGGUUGGAGUUUGCUAUUGAUAGACAAGAUAAAGACUCCAAAGUAGAGGACAAGAAAACAACUGCAGAAGAAGGCAUUACACCCAAGGACGAGAAAGCCACAGAAGAUACUGAGAAGAAACCUCUGCAUCAAUUACAAUCUCUUGCAAAACCUGAAGACAAGACAUCUAAAGAACACGAAGAACUGCAGUCUAAAUGCAGAGAGCUCAGAGUUCAGUGUCUAGAACUAGAAAAGAAGAAACAGUUAUUGGAACGUCAGCUACAGCAGACAAGUUUAAAAGAGUGGGUAUCACGAAAAAAGUCUUCUGGAAGCACAGAAGAGCUACAAUCGGUAACAUCUGAAAGAGAUGGCCUGAGGGCAAAACUCAGAAAAAGUGAGGUGGAUUUGGAACAAAUCAGAUCUGAAAAUCAGGGUUUCAGAGAGGAGCGAGACCGACUUAGGAGAAGAGUUCUUGAAAUGCAAGAUCAAUUGAAGCUUCUUCACCAGAAAUCACUUCAGUACGAACAACAAGUAAGGACAAGAGCGAACAGCAUGCAGGGAUCUGGUAGCCAGCCCAGGUCCCCAAGUACACCGCGACGAAACACUCAACCAUCAUCCAGCCAGUCGGGAGUCCGAACGCACACUAGGCAGGCUAGUGUCGGUGCAGCCUCUGAUAUAUCGUCCAAAGAAGGCUUUUUGACAUCUCCUCGUAUUUCACGGCGCUCAAGCACCGAUAAUCUAAGCACUCACAGCCACGGUCGAAGCUCUCAGUCUAUUCCAAAUGGACAAGUCCGCAGACCAAGUAUUUCGGGAGCAGUGUGGGCGUCUGCUGAUGGCAGCUCGCCGAUGCCGUUACGCCACCCAUCAGGUAGUGUCCAGUCGAUCUCAAGUCAGGCGUUUUGGAGGCCUGGGGCUACUAGUGAUCUGGGAUCGUCUAUGCAUGGUUCAACUCAGGAGAUCACUGUUGUAGCUAAAAUGGUGGAUGAUGGUACAUAUGGUGGUGGAAUCACUGGGAUGAAUUGUAUUAAAGCUCUCAGUCAAUUACCAGAAUUUGUUUCUGAUAAGAUGCCUUCGGAUCUUGUCAAAGCUCUGGAGAGUUGUAGGACGGCCCAAGAUGUGUUCAAAGCUUUGUUCACUUAUUGCGACGCACAGGCAGACAAAAGACUUAAGGAGUACGAACUGGAACUUGAAAUGCUGACAAGUCGGUUUGAUCACUUACAAGCUCAAAACAAUGUUGUUUCGUUGUCUUUAGAAGAAAGUAGAAACAAUGCGGAUAGGAUGUGCGUUUUAAUGGGAAAAUACGAGUCAAAUUGUACAGCGCUUCAGUUGGCAUUGAACUUUGCUGACCGAGUCAUUGAGGCAUAUGAAGUUUUGUUGCAGCUCUCCGAAGCAGAGCAGGCGAGACUUUUUGCUAACUGUCGAGCGGCUGGGGUUAAAACUGGUCUCCAUAGCUACGCCAGCUCUCCAACGGAUUCAACUUACAGACUUAUUUACGAAGAAGCGGAAGUCGAUGACAACGAUCGGGUUCCCGAAGAUGUUGAAUCGUGUGUGAAUCGGAGAAGAACGGCCGAGAACGAAGCCCGCAUGCUGUUGCAAAAGCUUGAUCGAAACUUCGAGAGCCAAAAUAACGCUGGUCAACCUUGGGAUUCAGUAUCAUCAAAUAGUAGAACUAGUUCGACAGGCUCGUCCAAUGACAUGGAGUUUACUCCGGAAGAAGAAGCAAGAUUAAAAAGUUACAUUCAACAAUUAAAGUCCGAAAGGUCAACGGUAAGCUUGACAGUAAUUGAAUUGGAAAGCUUGCACGAAGUCGCGCAACCCAAGGAUUUGAAACUAGAGCCGCUUGAUCCUAAAGUAGAUCUGGAAAAUGCCGUGCUUAUGCAGGAACUAAUGGCACUGAAGGAAGAAAAAGCUGAAUUAAAAGCGAAGAACUAUUUAAUUGAAAAGGAGAAGAAAGCUUUAGAAUUGAAGAUCACAUCACGUGACGCCCAAGAACAGGCGUACUUGGUUCACAUUGAACAUUUGAAAACUGAGAUGCAGGAUGAAAUCAGGAGACGAAGAAGGAUUCAGAAGGACGCUGGCGUCGCUAGUAGCAAGUCGGACGAGAAGUCAGGUGGAAGUCCCUCCGGCACUCCGUCCAUCACCCUCGCUGAAUUAAAAACUUCAGAUGAAGACAUUCCACCGGACCUGUAUGAAGCUGCUAGGAGAGAGAAGAAACUUAAGGCAAGAAUACAGGAACUCGUAGAAACUUUGGAAACCCUCUCCAAAAACUCGGAAACGAGGCAUCAGCAGACAGCAGAAUACGUGGCGGACUUGAAGAAAGCAAAUGGCGCGCUUGUGGCUGCGUACGAGAAAGCGAAGAAAAAGCACGGAGCCAGGCUGAGAAAGCUAGAGCAACAGAUGAUUACUAUGGUGGAGAGACACGACGCGCAGGUACGAACAAUGAAAGAAAGGAUAUCGCUUCUUGAAGAGGAACUGAAGACCACGGCAGCUCGGCAGAACGAAACAGCGCUUUAGUUCCGUCGUAUGAAUGACGUAGUAUCGUCGCAAGAACCGUCACUUCAUUUGCAGAAUGAGAUAGCACUAGGGUUGCCCGUCCUAUGUCCACGUUCUUAAAUUGUAAACAAGUAAGGCCAAAAAGUGGAAUAGGAACUAGCCAUCUAGUUCAUGUGACAAUCAAGUGUUCAAUGAUCUCUAAAUAUGAGUAACCCUUAAGACGCGUCCGUGACGACAGCGUUACAGUUGUGUGUCCCACGCAUUGUGGGACAGUUACUCUUUGGCUAGAAUUUCGAGUCCAUAUGCAAAUACUUUACAUAAUCCCUUUGUCUUCUAAAUAUAUUUUAUUAACAAUAUUUAAGACCUUCAUGGCUGAAGGAGUAAUUGCUUAUGUAAAUACCUACAAAUCAGGCUUGAGAAAGUUUUCAAGUAGUAACGCUUCCUGGGGUAAUUUCCUCAGCCUGCUGAGGUUAGCAAGGGUCUCAUACUGUUAAAAUUUUCUUGGCUUCCCUCUGUAGCUUUUUAUAUUAUAGAACAGAAAAAUAAAGGUUACUCAAUGUA
This is a messenger RNA of Pocillopora verrucosa, 4216 nucleotides long. The record is from RefSeq and is a predicted model, not a curated record. Lineage: Eukaryota; Metazoa; Cnidaria; Anthozoa; Scleractinia; Pocilloporidae.